CGCAAAGUCGGCUUGACCUUGUUGGCGUCCGGUAUCAUGGUCACCAUGCUCGGGAUCAGUCUCUUUUUCAACAAGACACUCAUGCGGUUGGGUAAUUUGUUGUUCAUUGCCGGGGUGCCGGUCACGCUGGGGCCCUCCCGCACCAUGGGAUACUUCCUGCAACCCCAAAAGACGCGGGCGACGGUCUGUCUGGUACUCGGAAUAUUGCUCGUCUUUUUCGGACAUCCCGUAUUCGGCAUGGUACUGGAAGCCUUUGGUCUACUGAAUUUGUUCGGCAACAUGUUCCCCCUGCUCAUGGCCGUGGUCAAACAAAUGCCGAUUGUCGGUAAUUUGAUG
Messenger RNA from Phaeodactylum tricornutum CCAP 1055/1, 336 nucleotides. RefSeq lists its product with no specific name. Gene Ontology annotation, biological process: retrograde transport, endosome to Golgi; endoplasmic reticulum to Golgi vesicle-mediated transport. The transcript has a single exon. The record is from RefSeq and is a predicted model, not a curated record. Lineage: Eukaryota; Bacillariophyta; Bacillariophyceae; Surirellales; Neidiaceae. The annotation marks the transcript as partial.